Molecule: messenger RNA, 1452 nt
Organism: Penicilliopsis zonata CBS 506.65
Lineage: Eukaryota; Fungi; Ascomycota; Eurotiomycetes; Eurotiales; Aspergillaceae
Exons: 1
Coding region: 1-1452 (483 amino acids)
Source: RefSeq, a predicted model, not a curated record
AUGUCUGCAUCCAGAGCUUUCCACACCUUCGCGUUGGUUGUCUUUGGAGGCCGAAUCGGUGAUACAGCGCUGGCGACAGACUUUGUGAUGAUAUCAAAGAAGUUCAUGGAAGACGGGCUUCAGCCCACCUGUCUCUCUGCUAGGCAUCUGGAAACAAUUACUGAUAUGUCUGGUCCGUUCUUGUUUGGCCGGGAGGAUCUUGGAAGAAGGGUGCAGAUAUACGAUAGCCAGGAGGCGCGCAGCCCUUUCUAUCGCCUCGAUACUCACGGUGUGAAAUCCCAUGCGUUGGCCUGGGCUAGAGGGGUCUCGCGCCAGGUCUCCCCCGGCGAUCGCAUAGUGAUCGUGCUCAUGGGUCAUGGCCGCGAGAGCGACGGCGCAGUCGUAUUCUACCCCCAGCACGCCGAACGCGAGUAUUUGUCCAAAGUCGAGAUGACGGCCGCCCUCUCUGUCUUGCCGCCGCACGUCCGGCUCCUGAUUGUCAACGAGGCUUGCUACUCCGGAACUUGGGCUACGAUCGCCACCGAUAUAGGCUCCCAGCGUGAUGUGCUUGUGGAGACAGCAGCGACCGUCGGCGAGCAGUCCUGGAACUAUAUCUCAGGUUCCGGUCGAAACCGCUGCACCUUGUUUGGAGCAGCCUUUGUGGAGGAGCUGACCACUUACCCCGAGGGCCGGAUCUCCCAUCAUCGCCGUCGGAUCGUGGACGAGAUGCUUCAUGUUCAGCCCGAUCAGAAAACAUCCACCCCGCUGGUGAUUCCCUCCGCCCGGGCUCUUCUAUCGCAUAAUAUCUCGCACUUCAUUCUCACGCCUAAGAUUGCGACAGCCAUCAUGGAUGUAGCAUCGGAGCAGCAUCGACACGAAGCUCUUCUGCGGUCGCGAACCUCUGCCCGGUCCUUGUGGGGGAGGUUCCGUCGCUGGAUGGGCCCGGAACGAGGGCAGGCGCAGGCUUUGGCAGACGGUGAUAGCGCCGACAUGAAGUCGGCCAUCAUCAAGAAAUAUAUCAGCGACCUCGGGCCUCUGGGGGCAGCGCUCGGCUACAGCACGCUUAUCAAUACAUGCCAGUACGCUCUCGAAGGGCGUGGACCGCCCGAUCUCAAAGACCAAGUGAUAGCCACGAUCGCCUGGCAGCAAGCCCAGAUGCUGCGAGUGAGCGAGUUGUUGCACCAUCUGGCCGGGAAGGGGCUGAUCACCGACAUCGUGGAGAAAGAAGUGGCCAAGCGAGCACUGAAAGACCGCCGAGACGAAAUGGUGCUCCCUAUCGCGGAGAGGCUCUUUGAUGGCAAUAAGCUGGACUGUCUGUGUGACCCUCCAGCCCAAGGCCAUGUGGGUGUGUUUUACGACGAUCCCCAGAGCUGGUUGAUUGCUGUCUUGGCUUACAACCGUUUGAUGCAUGAGGAGGAGUUUGAUCUCGACAGUGUCGAGAAGGAGGUGGUCGCGUUUCUUGCUAGCUCUUAG